Molecule: messenger RNA, 879 nt
Organism: Colletotrichum higginsianum IMI 349063
Lineage: Eukaryota; Fungi; Ascomycota; Sordariomycetes; Glomerellales; Glomerellaceae
Exons: 3
Coding region: 1-879 (292 amino acids)
Source: RefSeq, a predicted model, not a curated record
AUGGUCAAAAUUUCGUCGAUAGUUGGUCUUGCUACCUACGUUUUUUUGGCUGCGGCUUUGAUUACCCACGCGCUGGCUAUAUGGGGCUCUUCUUCGACAACUCUUCCAGGCAUCUACGUCGUGAAGUUGGGGAAACAAUUCAACGAGCACCAGGUUAACGUGACGCUGGGAUACGGUGGCAUUUGCUUGUACGCAGAGACUCAAGGAAAGCCUGAUGGAGGACACGUUAGCAAGUGUAAGAGCUUCAUCAGUUUCCCCGAUACCAGCGACAAUAGUUCCAUCAGCGACGAAGACCAGACGAAACAUCUCAGAGACCACUUCAUCGAUGAACUGGAACUCGAAAAUGAAGAUUUGAGCCCGAUUGAGAGUACCCUCGACGAGCUCCUCGUCGUGGCCAAGAGACUCAAAAACAAAGUGUUUCCCGUCAACUGGAUGAUAGCGGCGUUCGCCCUACUGGCCUUCUCCGGGGUCCUAGCAAUCAUCCCUCUCUUCUUCCACUCCGAAAAUAGGCGCACCGUCUCCAUGUUUCUCAUAGCGGCCACCGGCAUUUGUCUGGCCUUCGGCCUGCUGGCCCUCGGCGGGGCUGCCGCGGCCACCUGGAGCGCCCUGGCGGUGCUCUACACCGAGAAGCAGCUGGCGAAGACGCUGGAGCGGCAGCAAUGGGACAUAAGCUUCUAUGGCAGCAAGAGCCUGUUCCAAAUCACCGUGGCGACCAUCGUGCUCAACAUGGCGUUCGCCGUCUGCGUCGCCCUGGCGGCGGCGAUCCGGAACCACCGGAGGCGCGUGAAGGAGAAGAAACACGGCGGGGGUAGGGCGAGUAUCUUGCCGCCCAAGGCUUCGAAGAGAAUGGCCCAGGCAAAAAGGAAGUUUCGCUCGUGA